Frankliniella occidentalis (western flower thrips) is the source of this 2626-nucleotide messenger RNA. RefSeq names its product histone-lysine N-methyltransferase 2D-like. The transcript has 2 exons. The record is from RefSeq and is a predicted model, not a curated record. NCBI's taxonomy places the organism in Eukaryota, Metazoa, Arthropoda, Insecta, Thysanoptera, Thripidae. The coding region runs from base 532 to 1950 and encodes 472 amino acids.
UUAGAGUUGCGAGGCCGGAGUGUGAGGAGGCGGCCCAGGCAGGCCUAGAGGCGCGCACGUGCUCCCAGAGUGUGUUGUGUGAGUGUGUGUGUGUGUGAGCCCGGCCGACGACAAGCAGACCGUGCCCCUCUUUGGGCCGUGCGAAGCUCAGCACACAGCGCCGCCGCCCGUCGCCGCCGGCCGCGCGCGUCCCUCCGCGACGCCCCCCUGCUGCCGGCCGCGCGCCCGCCGGGGCCGGAGCGCCGACAACACCUCUCGCCGGUGCAGCAGCAGCAGCAGCAGCAGCAGCAGCAGCAGCAGCAGCACAGGGCCCCGCCAGCUACCGCGACCCUGCCAGCAUCGCCGUAGCACCAGCAGCAGUAGCAGUAGGCCAGAGGCAACCACCAGGCGGCCGUCCCGGAUGAAGCGCGCCCUAGUGCUGCAGUGCUGUGCGUGCUGCGCCUGGUCCCCGCCGCGGCCCCCGCCCCCAGUGGUGCCGCCCCCGGCGCUGCCGCCCCCGCUGGUCCCGGAUGCAGCGGCGGCACGCCCCCUAUGAUGGACGUUGCCUCUGGCAUGGACUAUGUGUACGAGGAUGUGUUCAAGGAAAUCACGCGCAAGCUGUACGUGGACGCAGUGACCAUGCAGCAGCAACCCAACGGCCAGGGCGCUAACGGCCAGAGCGUCAUCGCUGGCGUCUUCAACGGCGUCAUCAAUGAGGCCAUCGUCGUCAACGGCAAGAUGGCCGACUUCGCCGAGGCCUUCAAGCAGCAGCAGCAACAGCAGCUGUCGCCGGAGCAGCAGCAGCCGUCGCCACCGCAGGUCGAGGCCGCGGGUGUGAUCGUGGAGGCCGCCACCGCCACGACGGUGUACCUCCAGGACCAGUUCCAGACCGAAACGGAUGCCGCCACCGCCGCCCUGGUGGUCGGCGAGGGCGGGGCCCUGACGGAGGCCGAGGCCGCCGCCAUGGCCGUGGACACGUUUGACGGCCAGCAGGUGGCCGGAGCCCAGCACCUAGAGGAGGACGAGGCCUCCGCCGGGCCGGGACAGGCCCAGGCCGGCGAGGGGGAGGUGGACCCCAACGCCCCGGACACGUGGUUCAUGACGGACGAGUCGCUCGAAUGGACAGACUCCAAGAUCGCGAGCUACAACCCCAAGCAGAAGCUGUUCCGCUGCAUCGACUGCGAGUGCUGCGGCUUCCUGGCGCGGGUCGCGGAGCACUGGCUCGGCACGCACGCCAACCUGCGCGUCUUCCAGUGCCCCCACUGCCCGUACGCCUCCGCCUGGGCGCGCUGCGUGCGCAUGCACCUGGCGCGGCAGCACAACGCGAGUGAACAGAACGCGCUCUGGACAGAGAACCCCGUGCUCGGCGAGGUCACCAAGUACCUCAGCCGGCUGAGGGCGCGCGUCGAGGCGGGACCCAUCGUCAUGGUCAACGAGGACGAGCUGGUGGAGGACGAGCAGCAGCAGCUCGAGCUGGAGCAGCACGAGCAGCAGCUGCAAGAGCAGCAGCUCCGAGAGCAGCAGCUGCUCGAGCAGCAGUUGCACGAGCAGCAGCUGCGGGAGCAGCAGAUGCACGAGCAGCAGCUGCAGCAGCAGCUCCAGCAGCAGGCGGCCGCGCAGGCCGCGGCGCUGGGCGUGGCGACGGGCUCGCCGACACAGACUGAGCAGUACACCCUGGUGACGACGGCCGGCGUCGAGUCCGUCGUCAUCUCGGCGAGCGCGCUCCAGCAGGCGCAGGCCCUCGUCGGCCUCCCCUCCUCCACGGUCGCGGCGGCGCAGCCGGCCGCGCAGCCCGCGCGACCCCGGAACCGCGGCAAGGGCGGCGGCCCGCGCAGGGUCAACAAGAGCAUCGCGGUGGCGGCCGCAGUGGCAGCGGCCGCCGCAAGGGGCGACAACCCGGACCAAGCCGCGUCAGCAGGUACUGCAACGGGGGAGGUCACGCUCCACAGCGUUGUUACUCGCGUUGUUUGAUGUGUUUGGUUUUGUUGUUUUUGUUCUUUUGUUUGUUGGGUGGUAUCUUUUUUUUCCUUCUUGAACCUUCUGUCUAGUAGAUGGGAUUACAUAGCACAGUCAGAGACUAUACCGUCGUUAUUGUUGCACUUUGUAUUUAAGACAUGUACGACUGCAGCGCAAAACAGAAUAUGUGUGUAUUGAUUGAGAUGCCGCUUCUGUAAUGUGUGUUCUUUAUACGUCUUCUUGACUUCUUUCCGUUGAAGGGUACACCCUCUGCUAACUUUUAUUUACUUUGAAUAGGCUUUCUGGAGAGUGUAUUUCGUGUAUGUGCUGAUAUCGUUGAUCUCUAUUGUGUACAAUCAUCGUUUAAUUUGCUAAUCAUAUAUGUUGUUGGCGUGUAUUGUAGAAUUUGGGGUUAUAUGACUUAUUUGAGGCGCAAUACGUGUCUUCUUCGCUGAUUUUUUUCGUGUGCAGUAUCUAUUUGUUUUGGCUUUAAUUGCAUGACGAGACUGUGGGUUUUGGUGAUGGUACACUUCCUACUAAUAUGCCUACUAAUGCCUUAAACUCCAACUGCUGCAUGAACCACUGUGACUUUCCAUGAUGAGGUGGAGGUUUAGUCUGAAUCUAAUCCUUUCUUCGUAAUAUAGAAUGCAGCUGCAAUCCGAAACUUGCGAUCAUUUUGACCAAAUCGACC